Phragmites australis (common reed) is the source of this 1770-nucleotide messenger RNA. Its product is annotated as benzyl alcohol O-benzoyltransferase-like. The record is from RefSeq and is a predicted model, not a curated record. The coding region runs from base 128 to 1522 and encodes 464 amino acids. The transcript has 2 exons. Lineage: Eukaryota; Viridiplantae; Streptophyta; Magnoliopsida; Poales; Poaceae.
GCGCUCCUUUUCGGCACACCAGACCCAGCAGCAGCAGAUCGAGAGCAGGCACACAGAGCUCGCCACCUCGCCCUGGUCCUCAGUGAGUGGUGACUCACCGAGUCAUUGUGCAUUAGCUGACGCAGGAAUGGCGGGCACGGCGGCGGCGCUGAAGUUCGCGGUGCGGAGGCGGCCGGUGGUGCUGGUGGCGCCGGCGGCACCGACGCCGCGGGAGCUGAAGCGGCUCUCGGACAUCGACGACCAGGACGGGCUGCGGUUCCACAUCCCCGUCAUCCAGUUCUACCGACGGAGCGCGCUGAUGGGCGCGCGCGACCCCGCGCCGGUGAUCCGGGACGCGGUCGCCAGGGCGCUGGUGCACUACUACCCGUUCGCCGGGCGGCUUAGGGAGCUUGAGGGGCGCAAGCUUGCGGUGGAGUGCACCGGGGAGGGCGUGCUGUUUAUCGAGGCCGAGGCGGACGUCCGGCUUGAGCACUUCGGGGACGCGCUGCAGCCGCCGUUCCCGUGCCUCGAGGAGCUCGUCUUCGACGUCCCCGGCUCGUCUGAGGUCCUCGGCUCACCGCUGCUCCUCUUCCAGGUGACGCGGCUGGCGUGCGGGGGCUUCAUCCUGGCGGUGCGGCUGCACCACACGAUGGCGGACGCGCAGGGGCUGGUGCAGUUCCUGGGCGCCGUGGCGGAGCUGGCUCGGGGUGCCGCGGCGCCGUCGGUGCGGCCGGUGUGGGGGCGCGAGCUUCUUGAGGCGCGCGACCCUCCGCGGCCGGGAUUCGCGCACCGCGAGUACGACGUGGUGCCGGACACCAAGGGCACCAUCAUUCCGCUCGACGAUAUGGUGCACCGCUCCUUCUUCUUCGGGCGCCGGGAGGUCGCGGCCAUCCGCGCCCACCUCCCGCCGCACCUCCGCUCGCGCGCCUCCACGUUCGACCUCCUCACGGGGCUCCUGUGGAAGUGCCGUACGGUGGCGCUGGCGCCGGACGCCGACGAGGUGAUGCGCAUGAUCUGCAUCGUCAACGCCCGCGGCGGAAAAUCCGGUGCCGCCAUCCCAGAAGGCUACUACGGCAACGCGUUCGCGUUCCCGGUGGCCGUCGCCACGGCCGGAGACCUCGACGCGAAACCCCUGGGCUACGCCGUGGAGCUAGUGAAGCAGGCCAAGGGCGAGGUGGACGUGGAGUACAUGCGGUCAGUGGCCGACCUGAUGGUGCUGCGCGGGCGGCCCCACUUCACGGUGGUGCGCGCGUACCUGGCGUCGGACGUGACCAAGGCCGGGUUCGGCGACCUGGACUUCGGCUGGGGCAAGCCGGUGUACGGCGGCCCCGCGAAGGGCGGCGUCGGCGCCAUCCCCGGGGUUGCCAGCUUCCUCAUCCCCUUCAAGAACGCCAAGGGCGAGGAUGGAAUCGUCGUGCCGAUGUGCCUGCCCGGCCCAGCCAUGGACAGGUUCGUGGAGGAGAUGGGCAAGCUGUUGAGCCCGCCCGCGCAGCAGCAGCAGCAGCAGCAGGACGCGCUCCUCGCCAUUAGGUCCGCUCUCUGAGUCGGUCGCCCUGGGUGUCUGCCAGUGGUGGCGGAUCAAAACGUCGUUUCGUCGAUCUCGUGUUAUACGUGUAUAAUUGCGUUGCGUGAGUAGCGUGUCAAGUUGAUGUGGCAAUGUUGUUGAGGGGCUCGUCGGUUGAGUGUGCACUGCAGCCGGCGCGCGUUGGUUGCACAGUAGCUUUGUAACUUGUAAAUGUACGCGUCUGCUUGAUUCUCUACUAUAUAAGAUAUUAGUUAAUUAUUGUAUUA